AUGUAUAAUUUCAAUAAGUUUAUAUGGGUACUCUGGCAACCAACUAUCAAAUCUCUUGAUGAAUCGUUUUUUGAUGCGGGAAAGGGUGGUGCUGGUAAUGAAGUUUUGAGAUUUUUGCUCGGUGGAUUCACGGCACGUACUCGUGACAUUGGAAUCAUACUUCUAUCAUGGGCCUCACAAGUGGUUAUCUUGAGCCAUCCAUCUGUGGGUGCCUUCCUAUCUCACUGCGGAUGGAACUCGACUCUAGAGAGCAUAGUGAAUGGAGUGCCUAUAAUCAUAUGGCCACUAUAUGCUGAGCAAAGGCUAAAUGGGACUCUCCUCACCGAGGAGAUUGGGGUGGUGGUUCAGCCAAAGGAGUUGCCACCGAAGAAGAUUGUGGGGAGGGAGGAGAUAGAGAAGUUGGUGAGGAUGGUAAUGGUGGAGAAAGAAGGGCAUGCGCUAAGAGCUCGAGUUAGAGAUCUCAAGAGUAGCGCACUAAAAGCUGUGGCAAAAGGUGGUAGUUCCUACGAGUCUCUAUGUAAGAUGAAGGAAGAUUGCCAAAUUAGGAUCCGACACAUCAAGAAGGCUCAUUAA
This is a messenger RNA of Eucalyptus grandis, 573 nucleotides long. RefSeq names its product anthocyanidin 3-O-glucosyltransferase 5-like. The record is from RefSeq and is a predicted model, not a curated record. Lineage: Eukaryota; Viridiplantae; Streptophyta; Magnoliopsida; Myrtales; Myrtaceae. The coding region runs from base 1 to 573 and encodes 190 amino acids. Gene Ontology annotation, molecular function: UDP-glycosyltransferase activity. The transcript has a single exon.